Messenger RNA from Empidonax traillii (willow flycatcher), 1605 nucleotides. RefSeq names its product PR/SET domain 6 (gene PRDM6). Gene Ontology annotation, molecular function: protein binding; histone methyltransferase activity. The coding region runs from base 1 to 1605 and encodes 534 amino acids. The record is from RefSeq and is a predicted model, not a curated record. Lineage: Eukaryota; Metazoa; Chordata; Aves; Passeriformes; Tyrannidae. Gene Ontology annotation, cellular component: nucleus. The transcript is spliced from 6 exons.
AUGCUGAAGCCCGGAGACCCCGGCGGAUCCGCGUUCCUGAAGGUGGAUCCCGCCUAUCUGCAGCACUGGCAGCAGCUCUUCCCUCAGAGCAGCCAGCUCAAAAGCAGCGGGGCCCUCGCCCAGCUUCAGCCGCCCGAAAGAGCCGAGCCCCCGGCUGAUAGCCUCCGCCAGCGCCCGACCUCCCUCUCCUCCGUCUCCUCCUCCUCUUCCUCGUCCACUCCGUCUUCCUCCUCCACCUCCUCGUGCGUCGCCGCGGCGGCCGCUUCCCUGGCCGGCCUGACCUCUCUGCCUGUGACCCAGCUCCCAGUCUUCGGCUCGCUACAGAGCUCGGAGCUCCCGGCCGCAGGAGCGCCCGCUCCCCUGCAGAGCAAGGACUUGUGCGCGACCGUCAGCGGCGGCGGCAAAUGCGGCGACCGUGCUCGGUACCGCUGCACGGCCGAGGAGCUGGACUACUACCUGUACGGUCAGCAGCGCAUGGAGAUCAUCCCCUUGAAUCAGCACACCAGUGACCCCAACAACCGCUGUGACAUGUGUGCUGACAACCGCAACGGUGAGUGCCCUAUGCAUGGGCCCCUCCACUCCCUGCGCCGGCUGGUGGGCACCAGCAGUGCAGCCGCAGCAGCCCCUCCACCUGAGAUCCCAGAGUGGCUCCGGGACUUGCCCCGGGAGGUGUGUCUGUGCACCAGCACUGUGCCUGGCCUGGCCUAUGGCAUUUGUGCAGCACAGAGGAUUCAGCAGGGCACGUGGAUUGGGCCCUUCCAGGGAAUCCUGCUCUUACCAGAGAAGGUUCAAGCAGGUGCCAUCAGGAACACUCAGCAUCUCUGGGAAAUAUAUGACCAAGAUGGGACACUGCAGCACUUUAUCGAUGGUGGAGAACCCAGUAAGUCAAGCUGGAUGAGGUAUAUCCGAUGUGCGAGGCACUGUGGAGAGCAGAACUUAACAGUGGUUCAGUACAGGUCCAAUAUAUUCUACCGGGCUUGUAUAGAUAUUCCCAGGGGCACUGAGCUGUUGGUGUGGUACAAUGAUAGUUACACAUCUUUCUUUGGAAUCCCUCUCCAGUGCAUUGCACAAGAUGAAAAUUUGAAUGUCCCUUCGACUGUAAUGGAGGCCAUGUCCAGACAAGACACCCUACAGCCAUUUAAUAAAAGUAGUAAACUAUCCCCUACCACUCCACAGCGAUCCAUAGUAUUUCCGCAGACUCCAUGUAGCAGAAAUUUUUCUCUCCUGGAUAAGUCUGGGUCCAUCGAGUCAGGAUUUAACCAGAUCAGUGUCAAAAACCAACGAGUUCUUGCAAGCCCAACUUCAACAAGCCAACUAAAUUCUGAGUUCAGUGACUGGCAUCUUUGGAAAUGUGGGCAAUGCUUUAAGACUUUCACCCAGCGGAUCCUCUUACAGAUGCAUGUGUGCACGCAGAACCCUGACAGGCCCUACCAGUGUGGUCACUGCUCCCAGUCUUUCUCCCAACCUUCAGAGCUGAGGAACCACGUAGUUACGCACUCCAGCGACAGGCCUUUCAAGUGUGGCUACUGCGGUCGUGCCUUUGCUGGUGCCACAACACUCAACAAUCACAUCCGGACACACACUGGGGAAAAGCCCUUCAAGUAA